This is a messenger RNA of Blepharisma stoltei, 690 nucleotides long. The record is from the annotation of a GenBank genome assembly. Lineage: Eukaryota; Ciliophora; Heterotrichea; Heterotrichida; Blepharismidae.
AUGGGAGAAGGAGACAUCGAAUACAAGUUCAUAUGGGAAGACGGCACAGAGAAAAAAUCCUCAAGGGAUUUUUCAGGCAGAGCCACCGCUAUUUAUCCUAACGGCGACACAUAUGAAGGCUAUUUCAGAGAUGGGAUCCGUGACGGUUAUGGCACCUAUAAGUACAGCACUGGGCAAGUCUAUGAAGGCGACUUCAGAGAAAAUUUAAAGCAUGGAGUAGGCAGGAUGGCUUAUGGCAAAAAAGGCCAUUAUAAUGGGUAUUUCGAAAGCGGAAAAAGACAUGGAGAAGGCGUUUUUAUGUACCCGAACGGCGAUACUUAUAGUGGAUGGUGGAAAGAUGGGCUUAAAGAAGGCAAAGGCACGUAUAUAUUUAAAGACACUGGAAUGAAGGUUAAAGGCAUAUGGCGGGCUGGCAGUUUGACUGAAGGAGUUUGGGAACUGCCAAGCGGAGUCUUGUAUAAAGGCAUUUUUGAAAACAAUAAACCAAAUGGAGAAGGACAGUGGGUUUUCACUAAUGAAAACGUGGUAGCAGGAGAAUAUAAACAGACAGUGAAAGAAGAUGAGGACGCUGCCCCUGAAGAAGAGGAAGAAGAAGAGGGGGAAGCAGCUAAAAAAAUCAAAGUUGAUGUCAAAUGGACAACCCAUAUCAAUCUUUACAACUCAGCUAUAGCAAUUAAUAGAGUUUUAUAG